GAAGCUAAUUAUUCCUGUUAAUCAGCAGGCGCUCGAGCUGACUCACUAUAGAGCCAUAUUCCACAUUAGGACAUGCACACACCACUGACCCUCCCCAUACUGUACUCACUCACACACAUGCGCACACUCACUCAUACAAGUGCUCUCCAAACAGUUCGCUCUCACUUCAGCUUUGCACAGGAUGUUAGGAAAUCAGGGCUGUUGCUGAAACCCAGUGAAGGUCGCCGGGGUUGCUCUUCCCCAUCCGCACACACUCCACCUGACGUGAGCACCGCCGUGCAGCAGAGCUGGAGCUCAGUCCCAGUUGUCUCCCACUCGUGUGAGGAGCCUGCUGGUGAUCGGACUGUUGCCUGGAGCAAGUUGGCCGGACUGGAGUUGAUUUCAUUUUACAGCCCAGUCGCUCUGUGAAGCACAGAUUUGAGGGGAGACGCUGCAGAGAAGAAGAGGAGGAGUGAUGGCUAUGACCAACAUUGCAGAGGAUGACCUGGAUGAAAUGAUGCGAGAGGAAGCGGAGGACGUCUUCUUUGAAGACGGAGUGUCGUCUCGUAUCCCGGAGAUCAUGGCGGCUGGCACACACUCCCCUGGAGGGCCUAAUGGUAUAAUACGGAGCCAGUCCUUUGCGGGCUUCAGCACUCUGCAGGAACGGCGCUCGCGGUGCAAUUCCUUCAUGGGAAACUCUGCAGUACCGAAGAAGCCUCAAUCCAAGCCUAAGAAGCCCCACCUCUCAGGCCACAAGGGGGGCAGCAGUUCCAGAGAGCCGCAGCCCAAAAGACUGGAGGAGGUUUACAAUGCCCUCAAACAAGGCCUGGAUGAAUACCUUGAAGUUCAUCAAACGGAGCUGGACAAACUGAUGUGUCUGAUGAAGGACAUGAAGAGGAACUCACGUUUGGGAGUGCUGUAUGAUCUUGACAAGCAAAUAAAAAGCAUCGAGAGGUACAUGAGGCGUCUGGAGUUUCAUAUCAGCAAGGUGGACGAGCUGUACGAGGCCUUCUGCAUCCAGAGCCGGCUGAGGGACGGCGCCAGCAGGAUGAAGCAGGCCUUCUCCUCCUCUCCCUCCACCAAAGGCACCAAAGAAAGCAUUGCUGAGGUCAACCGCCGCUACAAAGAGUACACCGAGAACAUGAGCACCUUUGAGGCCGAACUGGAGAACCUGCUCGGGGAGUUUCACAUCAAGAUGAAGGGUUUGGCUGGUUUUGCUCGACUCUGUCCUGGAGACCAAUACGAGAUCUUCAUGCGGUACGGUCGCCAGCGGUGGAAGCUGAAAGGCAGGAUCGAGGUGAACUCCAGACAGAGCUGGGACGGAGACGAGAUGGUCUUCAUGCCUCUCAUCUCUGACCUCAUCAACAUCAAGGUGACAGAGCUGAAGGGCCUCGCCACUCACAUGCUGGUGGGCAGCGUCAUCUGUGAGACCAAAGAGCUGUUCACCGCCAUGCCUCAGGUGGUGGCGGUGGACGUCAACGACCUGGGAACCAUCAAACUCAACCUGGAGGUGACGUGGUACCCCUUUGAUGUUGAGGACCUGACUCUGUCAUCUGGUAAUUUAAGCAAAGCCACAGCUCUCCAGAGGCGAGUGUCUGUCUACAGCCAGGGCACCCCGGAGACCCCCACUUUCCAGGACAACUCCUUCUUUUCCACUUUACCAGACGAUGUCUUUGAGAACGGCGGCUGCGGCGUGGCGGAGUGCAAGCGCCUCUCCUUCACCUUCUCCGACACCUCCGGUUCUUCAAGCAGUCCGGCCCCGGCUUCCUUCUCCCAAAGCCAGUCCAACCCGGAAAUCACCGUCACCCCUCCAGAAACUGAAUCUUUACCCGCACAAACGCUCCCAGCCAGGGAGAACUCCAUUGCAGAGGAGCAUUUAGUGGAAGAAGAAGAGGAGGAGGAAGAUGAAGAAGAAGAAGAGGAGGAGGAGGAGUAUGAAGAGGAUGGAGAGACUGGCAGCAGAGGCAGCAGGACCAGCGCAAGCCUCGCCAGCGAUGACGUGGAUGUCGCAGAGGACUCAGAGUGGGAACGCACAGAGUCCCAACGUAACUCUAGCUCCAACUGUGGCUCCGCCGCCCCCUCCCUGUGCUCCGAUGGACACCUGUCCACAGUGGCCCCCGAGGAUGUGUUCCUGGAUCACGCCGAUGACCUGAAGCCCGUCGAACUGGACACAGAGGAACCAGGCAACCUGACCAGACAGCUUGUGAAGAGGCUGACUUCUUCAGAAAUUGUGCCGUCCGGUGGAAGCGCCACCGACGGUGGGGGGAGCCUGAGCUGGACGGGUGAGGGGAGCAGGGCGUUCCUGGAAAGCAGCCUAGAGGAGGCCAUCCACAGUCUGCUGGCCAGGCUGGAGUCACUGACUCACCGCUGCAGAGAGCUGCAGGAUCUGGAGCAGGAAGUGAUGCGCCUGGAAGACCUUCUUAAGUGCCGUCUCCCAGGUCACAGGAGUCGGUCCUCCAGCCUCAGUCUGACAGUGGAGAGCGCUCUGGAGAGUUUCGACUUCCUCAACACCUCCGACUUUGACGACGAGGACACAGGAGAUGACAACACCAGCCUGAGCAUUCCUCAGCAGAGGUCACCACUUUUCGACACUGAUGGAGAGAGGAUUGGGGGUCAGCACCCAGAAGCCAGAGGACACCUGAGUGAAGCCCUGACGGAGGACACGGGAGUGGGCAACAGCGUAGCAGGAAGCCCCCUGCCGCUCACAACUGGAAACGAAAACCUGGAUGUAGCCAUCGUCAUCCACCUGCAGUACUGCAACCACCUGGUGCAGAUGCUGAGCAGUGGCGUGGGAGUGUGGCAGCGCCGCAGUCUGCUCCUCAAGCUGUCCGGACAGACUCAGCUGCUGGAGGAGCUCGGAGAGAUCAGCGCAGACCGCCUGGGGACGGUCACCUCUGCAGCUGACGUUCUUCCGAGCCUUGCAGAGCGCCCCCAGCUGAUGAGUCUGUGGUCGGAGUGCAGCGGAUCUGCUGGACUCUUCCACACCACACUGGACAGAGUGCUGAAACACUUGAACCAGCGGUACACGGCCGUCCUGCAGGAAAAACAUCCACACAGCACAGACAGAGUGAUUGGCAUCGUUGUGGGAGAGAUGGUGGACAGGAGGGAUCUGGAGUUUGACUUGAACCCUCCUGCUGCCGCCCUGUCACAGGACGUCCUGACUGUGUUUCAGUUCCACAGCUACAUCCAACAACAUGAAGUUCAGGACAUGGAGACGCACCUGCUGCACCUGGCUAGAGAGGAGGUUUUUGCAGAGGUCCUCAGCUCUGGGGAUUCUUCUCAAUGUCUGGCAGAACUGGAGGAGGUUCCUCUGUCAUUUCUUUGGCCUCGAAACACAUCCCUGAGAGUCCUGGCCUCCCUGCUCACUGCAAAUGAGCAGCAGGUCAGCAAGGCAGCGGCUGAUUACCUCUCCUCUGGAGCGGCGAGCAGACACUUCAGGAUGAGGGCGGUGGAGUAUUACACCCAAGCACUGUCGGAGGCUGGAGUUCAGAGUCAGAGAGCGGCCUGCUCCGCCCUCAGCUGUCUGCAGGCAGUGGAGAGCAUCAGAGCAAUCAUAUCACUCUGCGAUUCUGCCGAUGAGGAGCUCCGCCAUGUCGCCAUAGAAACGCUGCUCACAUUUGGUGAGGAAGGGCGACUGGCGUAUGAGCAGCUGGACACUUUGUCAGGAGAGCUGAUCCGUCUGGGCACGCGGCGAGGAAACGCCGUCACCACCGCCUUCUGAGCCGCCACAUCAAACUCCAUCCUUGCUUGACUGCAGAGGACGGCUGUAACCUCAGGCUUCACAGAGCUGAUCUGUUUUCUGGCUGUCCGGCGAGCUGUCAGUCGCUCCUUCAGAAGAAUUAACUCAAGAAAAUUUGACACCAACAGGAACACAAUCUAUAAUCUCACCACGUUACACCCUUGAACUCACCUUUUCUCUUUAAACUUCAACGUCAGACACUCCCACGCUUCUCCUUUACCCUGCUCUCUGAGCCAGGCAGAUGGGUGACAUCGAAUAAAGACUGGACCCAAAUCUGCUCGAAGCAUCUUUACCCUCCAAACAUUCUCUGCCGACAGACUGCACGUCACUCAGAUCACAUUUUAGGCUUUGUUUAUCCACAAGGAAGCUUUUAUUUUUUUUUUUGCAUUCGAAUUCUUGUGAUUUUAGAAGAUUGCACACUUGUAUGGCUUGUAAAUACGGAAUAAUUCAGACUUUGGUGUAAAAUGUUGGGUUUAUGAUGUAAUUUAUUACCAUCCACUUUUUUUUUUCUUCUUUUCAGUAAUGCUUGGGUUUAAAGAUGUUUGGCACAAGAGCGUUUGUUAGAUAUCAGAAAGCAGUUUACAGUCUGUGUGAAGGUGGUGUUCAGUGCCCAGGGUCCAUUCACUCAGCCGUUUACAUGCUUGCAGUUUAACAAGUGCAAUUUUCUGUACAUAUGUGAUUCUUUUGCACCUGGCUGAUGUGAGAAGCCUGUUUUUUUAUUGUCCGCUUUGAUCACCUGAGCCUUGAUGUGGUUGAGCAGGUAAAUUUUACAAAUGUAAAUGCUUUUUUUCUUAACAAAUCCAGAGCCAUUCAAAGGCAAUAAAUUCUUUUAGUCAUUUUAGUGUUUUUAGGUACCGAUUGAUUAAGCCUCACAUUUCUUUGUAUUGGUUGAUGGACAUAGUGGGUCUGAUUAAAGCAACUUAUCCCAGAUCCUUAUAUUGUUACAUUACUACUGAUUUUAAUGCACAAAACCUACUCGUUACCAUAUCUUAUUUAUAUUUCUCAGAAUUCUAAUUAGGUUUGGAGCUAUACUAUAUACAUACAUUCUGUAAAUUAUUUGUAUAUUUGUUUUUGGCUUUUUUUAUUCCAUACCUUCAUGCUUAAUUUAGUUUAUUUUGAAGGAAUAUUAGAAUUAUUUUGAAAGGAUUUGCUAAUAUGGGUAGUUUUUUAACCUAACAUACUGUUUUAGAGAUUUUAAGUAGAUUUAUCAUAACCAAACAUAAAAUUUAGGUUCCACAAAAAUACAAAAGAAUGUAUUCAUGUCUGCAUUUAGAGAAGCACAAUUAAAAACAAACCGAUUACUCCUGUUAGAUUUGGUUGUUACUGCACAAUAAGAAAGCCAUACUGAUUUUAACGGGGACAUGUUUAUGAAAUAUGGUUCAGUACUGUAUCAUAUGUAAAUGUGUGAAGUUAUUUAAAAAGCUAAGCUUUUUUGCUGAACAAAUAAGGUAAACUUAUUUUUCUUUCCAUGUGAAAAAAAAACAGUAUUUUGUUUCGGUGUUGGAUUUAAAUCCCUCAGUGGAUGAGACAUUUUCUUACAUAAACUUGCAGGAAAUAAUGUUUAGCUAGAAGGUCCGACUCACAAAUACAAGCUGGCAUAAACGUGCUCAUCUGAAACCUGUGAUUUAACACUGAACUUCAUUUAUCUGUGGUGAUUGCUUCAGCACUAUUUGCUUGCAUACUACUUUGUUGGUAACUGCAGUAUUCCUUCUGCUAAGACACUGCAAUAAAGUUUAUUUUUGCAUAUUAA
This is a messenger RNA of Oryzias melastigma (Indian medaka), 5468 nucleotides long. RefSeq names its product RHO family interacting cell polarization regulator 2 (gene ripor2). NCBI's taxonomy places the organism in Eukaryota, Metazoa, Chordata, Actinopteri, Beloniformes, Adrianichthyidae. The record is from RefSeq and is a predicted model, not a curated record. The transcript has 22 exons. Bases 455 to 3700 code for a protein of 1081 amino acids.